Molecule: messenger RNA, 3648 nt
Organism: Rhopilema esculentum
Lineage: Eukaryota; Metazoa; Cnidaria; Scyphozoa; Rhizostomeae; Rhizostomatidae
Cellular component (GO): extracellular matrix
Source: RefSeq, a predicted model, not a curated record
UAGCAGGUUGUCUACCAUCUUCAGCUAAUUUUCACUGUAAUCCAAUUCGCUUGUUUGCAGCAAUCAGCGUUGCCUCCAAUUUCCAUUAUUUCUUCGAUACUCAUUCGAUUUCAGCUGAUGGGAAGCAUCUCAAUGUGACCUUCCGACAUGAAAAGUGGAUUUAUUCUAGUCUUUGGCAUUUUUUGCGUCAUCGAAUGUUUCCCACUUUCCUUGAACAGUGCAAGAAAAGAAGAUACAGGGUUAAACAGGAGAAAACGAAGCAACGAGCAAAUUGCAGACAAUGAGGUUCGCACAAUAAUAUCAGCAAUCGUUGAUGCCAUCCUGGAUGGUGACAAAAGGAAGAGAUCCGAAAUUCCAGAUGGCGAUGAAGAUGAAACCGGAGAAACAAUAACUGGUAAAGAGUUGGACACAACAACUCGAAGGGCUCUUAAAAACAGCAACACUGAGAUGGGCAUUAACAAAAAGUUGUCCAAGACGGGGACUUUCGAUAGAAUUUCAGCCAAAUCAAAUUUCAAUCCGUUGAUUGAAUCAGCCGUAGAGCAACAGGGAGGCAAACGUUCCAAAACUAUACAGGAUAACUCAAAGAAAACAAAGGAUGAAGGCAACGUACAAACUUUAGAGUUCAAUGGCUCCGGAAAUAAUAUGGAAAAAGGAUCCUCAAAAUCUAGCAACUCCAUUGCGGUAAAAACACAGAACGUUUCAAAACGAGGUGUCGAAGACUUUGAUUCGAAUCUUAUUGGGUCUCGGACAACGGAAAGUGAGAUGCUCAUUGACAAAACUGUCGAUUCGUUAAUACAAACUGCGGAUUUUGUGGCAUCUGAGUCAAGUGAAUCUGGGGAAUCAGGAGAAUCCGGCCAUUCUGGAGAAUCGGGAGAAUCCGGGGAAUCUGGAGAAGCGGGUGAAUCCGGAGAUUCUGGAGAAUCAAGCGAAUCUGGAGAAUCAGGGCAAUCUGGAGAAUCAGGGCAAUCUGGAGAAUCAGGGCAAUCUGGAGAAUCCGGCGAAUCUGGUGAUACAUCUGUAUCAAAGUUUAGCAAAAGAGAUCGAAUUCCUAAAGAUGCUGAGGAAAUAAAGACACAAGAAAAUCAUAUCGUUGCAAAACAAAAAGUUAAGGAGACUUGGCCAAGGAAAAGGGAGACUUCUGUUGAAGAAGAGGGUUUGGUAGUAGGGGAAGGGAAGGAAGGAGAAAGUUCAAAGAGUGGGGAACUUGGAGAAAGCGGAGAAAGUGGAGAAAGCGCAGAAAGUGGAGAGAGUGGAGAGAGUGGAGCAAGUGAAGAAAGUGGAGCAAGUGGUGAAAGUGGAGCAAGUGGAGAAAGUGGAGAGAGUGGAGAAAGUGAGGAGAGUGGAGAGAGUGGAGAAAGUGGAGAGAGUGGAGAAAGCGGGAACUCAAGCAACGGUGAUGUUCAGAGUGAAGCGUCCUUUCAGAAAAGAAGUGAUAUUCCAAAUACCAAAGGAAAAUUUAACAAAGAACAGUCUUUCUCCAGUAAAAUAAGUGGAGAUUCAGAACAGUCCGGCGAAAGUGGGGAUUCAGAACAUUCAGGCGAAAGUGGCGAGUCGGGUGAAUCCGGCGAAAGUGGCGAGUCGGGAGAAUCCGGCGAAAGUGGCGAGUCUGAUGAAUCCGGCGAAAGUGGCGAGUCUGGUCAAUCCGGCGAAAGUGGCGAGUCGGAAGUAUCAGGAGAAGGUGGCAACGGCUCAUUCCAAAAGAGAAGCGAAAUCCCUGGAUUUCAGUUGGAAAGUGAUGACGAUGCAGCUGCUGUUUCAGGAGAAUCGGGAUCUGGGUCAGGAGAUGAUCACGAGGACGACCUUACUGAAAAAUUUCAGAUGCAAAUAAAGCAGAACAGGUCGGAUACUGGCUUAGGGAGCCACAUAAAGACUGUGGAAGAACAAGGACGAGAGCUUGAGCAGGAUACUAGUGGGAGUGGCAGUGGUGACGUAGAAGAGGAAAGCGGCGAUGAAGACUCUGAAGAGGAAGCAGCAAGCGAAGAGAGUGCCAAAAUCGUCGAAAAGAUUGUCCAAAGCGUCGCUAAAGCGGCCAAACCAAGAGAACAGUCAUCCGAAACUGACGACAGUUCCCAAAAAGAUGAAAGUGCCAGCAACGACACGAAAGGGUCAUCAGAACUAUUAACAACUGUAACUCGAUCAGUCGAUGAUGCAGAUGAGGACUCUCUCGGAAAGCAGAAAGAGACUAGCAAAGCAGGAGCAAUUGACGCUACAAACGAAGAUGCAUCUUUGUUUGGUCUGGUCAAAAGAAUGGUUCUUCAUAGUGGGAAAGACGGAACAAAACUGACAGAGACGCUUCUUCACCAGCAAAAGAAUCAAGACGAGCGAAAGCUGACUGGCGAUUUAGAAGAGGCUGUAGGCAUGAAAAACAUUGAAGGCGAUGCCGAAAAGGCUACUGUAAGAUCAUUCAUUAAAAAAGAAAUCGGAGACUUAGAAGGCAUGGCAGCCUCACUCUCAAACAUUGGUGGCCUAGAUCCUGAGAUGCAUAAAGUAAUAGCUGCCUCAUUGGAGCGAGGCAUGAUGAAGAGGCUGUCCAUUCCGGAAAAGAAAAUGUCUGACCUGGCCCAAGAGGAAGAUUCCAUAGUUAAGGACGCAGAGGCUCUGUUCAUAGCAAAAAAGUUGACAGAUAUUCAAGAUAGCGAUGCUGUACUAACGACAGAAGAGCUAGAGUCUAAAAAGCGAUCUUUGGAUUCGUUGAUUGAAGCCCUUCCGAUUGCAAGAAAUAAAAUUGAACAAUUGUCUAAAACUGUAAAAGAUGCGGCCUUUGUAAACAAACGAAAAGAAGGGGAUCUUAAAAAGGGUACAUCGAGGUGAGAAAAUGCAGGGAUAUGGCAAAAAGGGGAGAAGAGGUGAUUGGAAUUCAAAAGUUCAUCUCGUGGCUAUUAUGUUGCAGUUAGUGUUCAUCAAAUGCCUUGCGGGUGAACUACCUUGGGAAUAAAAGGCAAUAUGACAUAAAAGUUCAUCAAUUUGCAGUUGAAAUUGAAACUGAAUGACAAAAAACAACUCGUUCCUUAGAUGCCAUUAACAAUAAAUAUCUAUUCUGACAAUCGGUCGUAGCGCUUUAAAUAAAAAAUUUUUAUCUUCAAUUUUUGAAAUGACGUGAGCAGCUUGUUGAAUGAGCUAAACUGAUAAAUUAAAUUAUAAACUUUACCGAUGGGAAAGUUUUUUGCUCAAGGGUUUUCUUAUUUUCCUACCUAAUCAACUAAAACUAACUACAAUUCAACGUUCGAAGUAAUAAUGAGUUAUAUCUAGCCUAACGUGUGUAAUUAGAACUUAGUGAAUGUAACUUUUAUACGCAAAUAAGCUUAUGAAUAUAAUACUCAAGCUACACAUAAUAAGGGUGAUAUUCAAACUACAAAAUAACGGGAUACGUUAAUGAAUCGGCCAUUAAGAAAGCUAAUAUCUUGUUACCUUAGAGCCGUUUUGCUUUCAGCAUUUUAAUUUGUUCUAUAAAUACCUUCAUCGCAUGUGCUUGAAGCUUAAUGAAGAUCUAAGUUCUACUUUUUCAAAACUUAUAAUAGAAAUGACAAGGUAUCAAAUACUUCUUUUAUUAAUUGAACUUUUUACGUUUUAAGUUCAUUGUGGUUUUGUGUUGAUACAGUUGUGUAUGUAUAUAGUAAUGCAUUAAAGCAAUAAAUGAAUCUACAAAAA